Molecule: messenger RNA, 421 nt
Organism: Dimorphilus gyrociliatus
Lineage: Eukaryota; Metazoa; Annelida; Polychaeta; Dinophilidae
Source: the annotation of a GenBank genome assembly
AUUCUGAUAUUCAUAUUAUAAAAGGAGAGCGUGUUGCAAACCGAUAAUGAAAUAAAAGCUAACAAAUUAUUUCAAGUUUUUAGCAAUAGCAUAUUAUAUUUUAAAGUUGUAUUUCUAUAACACAACCUAGAAUAAGAUGAAAGGAAAAAUAAAGAAAAUAAAGAAACGUUGUAAACAAAGUGAUGCAGUAUUUAUUGAAAUUAGUCGAAAUGUUUCUGUGAAUGAGGCUCUCCGUGAGAAAUUAGAAAAUAUUAAACCCCCAUCAUUGAAAAAAGGAAAAACUACAUUAAAAAAAACCAAGUGCAAUAAAUCUGAUGAAAUGCCUGUUUUAACAAUAGAAAAUCUAAGGAAAAUGAGUAAAAACAACAUGCCGGAUGUUAUAAUUGUAGGUGGAGCUAAGAAGAAGAAUAUAAAUAAUUGA